CAAGAAUUUUCACAGGCUUGACUAGGGGACUCUACACGAUACAUACUUGGCGUGUACUAUUUGGAUGACAUAUUCCUGGAAUACUCAUGUUCGAAAGGGAAUGAAAUUACCCUUAUCAUUCGAAAUAAACACACAUUUCUUUUAUCCAAGUUUAUCGUUCCUCUAAAUGGAUGCCUGGCAUAAGCACCUACUGGUGCCUGAUCCAGCCUACCCUCCCGUACUCUUAUGGAAUCAAAGUAAUACAACCCACCACAACAGCUCUCAACCACCCCAAUCACCCCAUCAUACAUAAUGACAUCUAAGAACAAGAGCGUGCGACUCACACCAUCCAUGAUUCCCGACCUUCCCAACUACGAUGUUAAAGAAUCAUCUUUCUUCACAAAAUGGGAACAAUUACCUACCCCGGAAGAAGUGCAAGCACAAGCCAAAGCCCAGCAUCUCGCUGGAAUAAAUCCAGAUAGAAGGAAAGACUAUUCCACCGACUCAUUUCAUACUAGACCACCGCCCGUUCUAUUUGAAGAAAUGAAUAUGUUUGUUAAGUGGGGAAAGUCUCUCAAAAUAUCCGAAGCUUACUGUCUAUAUGCUAUCCAUCGAUAUCUCAAGGACCAUGUCCCCGUCCCCGAGGUAUAUGGAUGGCGCACUGAAGGAGAGGUGAUAUACAUCUACAUGGAGUAUAUAAAGGGAAAGACAUUGGAACAAGCAUGGGAUGUCAUGGCAGAGGAAGAUAAAACAGGCAUCUGUCAUGAGCUUAAGGUAAUCUGCGAUCGACUUCGUCUGCUCGAACAGGACCCGGAGGAGAUAUUCGUCGGCAACAUCGCGCAAAAACCCAUCUACGAUAGAACCUUCAGCAUCAACCACCUGCACGAAGCAGGCCCAUUCCCCACCGUCCGCCAAUUCCACGACUGGUUCACAUUCCUUCCCCGGCGCCAGAUGUCGGAUCCAUACUCUGUGCCUAUAGAACCAUAUCGCUAUGGUCUUCCAGACCACUGUGCCAUCAAAUUCACGCAUGGCGAUCUCCAUCGCAGUAAUAUCAUCGUCACAUCCUCUUCUCCAUACCGUGUAAUGGCAAUCAUCGACUGGGAGCAAUCCGGCUGGCUGCCUGCAUACUGGGAAGUGCGCAAGGCGCAAAUGUCAACUUGGAGUGGUGAAGAAUGGGCAUCUGUCUAUCUUCCCAUGGUUCUGGAUGGAUUUGAAAAUACUGAGGAUUCAUGGUGGUGGUAUAUAGCUGCUUUGGGACCUUGACUAUUUUGUUUCACUUGAUGCAUAUACAUUAGUAAAUUCAGCUAAGUUGAUAGCAAAAGAUAGACAGACAGACUACUUAUUUAUAGCUAUCACUAACAAGCUAUUAAUUGGAUUAAGAUGCC
Aspergillus neoniger CBS 115656 is the source of this 1364-nucleotide messenger RNA. RefSeq names its product phosphotransferase family protein. The record is from RefSeq and is a predicted model, not a curated record. Lineage: Eukaryota; Fungi; Ascomycota; Eurotiomycetes; Eurotiales; Aspergillaceae. The transcript has 2 exons. Bases 292 to 1242 code for a protein of 316 amino acids.